Messenger RNA from Fusarium venenatum, 585 nucleotides. RefSeq lists its product as uncharacterized. NCBI's taxonomy places the organism in Eukaryota, Fungi, Ascomycota, Sordariomycetes, Hypocreales, Nectriaceae. The record is from RefSeq and is a predicted model, not a curated record.
AUGAACCCGAAUCCGCUCGCCCUCCUCCUCCUCUUCAUAGCUUUCGCCGUGGUAGACGCCUACUACACUCUCACUGUCUUCGCACCAAAGGCUCCUCAGAUCCACGCCCGUGUCAUCAACGCUCGGAACAGGGCCUUCAUCAUCGGUGCUUCGCAACCCAGUACUUUUUGUGGUCUUGAUAAUGCGACCGAGUGUCCCGAUGGAAAGUCUACACAAGUCAAUGCAAACAUGACGGGCCUCGCAGCUGCAGUUCCGGGUGGCCAAUUCAUCUUUGUCGCGUCCGACGGCAUAAUCUCGUAUCCUUCCCCGCACUCGGCUCUUCGUCCACCAGGUUCUCAAAUGGGUGGUUUUCGUCCCGCGCACGUCGUCUCGGAUUGCAAGAUGCCUGUCACGAUACUCAUGUGGUCGCCAGAGAACGACAGCCCGGGGCUCUGGGCUUGUCCGACAGCAAGAAACGUGCCUAUCAGUAAUGAAGCGGUCCUCAAGGCGACCACAGGCUUGUUCAAAGGAAAGGGAUGUUUGAAGGUCGAGGGUAUUGAGAUCCAGACUGCGGGAGACAAGUUUGCGGCUUGGGCUUAUACGUGA